AUGCCCAAUCACGCCCCCAGCACCCUCACCCUCACCAUGCCCAAAACCGACCCCUCCAACUACCCCCUCAUUCGCGAGCUCCUCCAGCACUACCCCUCGUCCUCCAUCAGCGACACCCACCCCUCCUCAUGGCUCUCCGACCCGGGCGUGCUACAGGUACUGCGCUCCAACAUGCCGCCCGGGUACUCGGACCCCACGCUGCUGAGCCGCACGGGGCAGCUGCUGAUGUAUGGGUGCCCGAAGGCGAGCUGGCGGCAUUGUCUCGUUGUGGAGGGCCUACCCUGGGGGACGCUGAAGCAGGAUCUAGAGGCGCUGUUUGAGGUGCAUGAUAAUGUGGAACCACCAAUUAUCUUAGGGAACGAUAGGGCGUUUAUGGCGUUGGUGUACAUGAUGGGGAGCGAGGCGUGUGAGAUUGCGAUUACAGACCUGGACGGGGCAGUGGUUGGCGGAGAGGCGCCAUUGAGGGUGAGGUUUGCAGGGCAGACGGAUUUGGAGAGGGCUUUGAAAGCUCAAGGAAGGGGAUCGAUUUCUUAA
Morchella sextelata is the source of this 534-nucleotide messenger RNA. RefSeq lists its product as uncharacterized. The record is from RefSeq and is a predicted model, not a curated record. The transcript has 2 exons. NCBI's taxonomy places the organism in Eukaryota, Fungi, Ascomycota, Pezizomycetes, Pezizales, Morchellaceae. Gene Ontology annotation, molecular function: nucleic acid binding. The coding region runs from base 1 to 534 and encodes 177 amino acids.